Populus euphratica (Euphrates poplar) is the source of this 1411-nucleotide messenger RNA. RefSeq names its product probable mediator of RNA polymerase II transcription subunit 36b. The transcript has 7 exons. Gene Ontology annotation, molecular function: RNA binding; rRNA methyltransferase activity; histone H2AQ104 methyltransferase activity. Bases 323 to 1249 code for a protein of 308 amino acids. NCBI's taxonomy places the organism in Eukaryota, Viridiplantae, Streptophyta, Magnoliopsida, Malpighiales, Salicaceae. Gene Ontology annotation, cellular component: box C/D methylation guide snoRNP complex; small-subunit processome; nucleolus. Gene Ontology annotation, biological process: rRNA methylation; box C/D sno(s)RNA 3'-end processing. The record is from RefSeq and is a predicted model, not a curated record.
CGUACCCCUAACUCUCACGACCACUCCCUAAACCGCCUCCAACCCUCCUGAUUGCCCACAAUUAUACCCUUUUACUUUUCGCUCGCACAGUCCCGGAUUCAUCGUCGGUAAUUUAUUUAGGAAAUAAAUUUUAUUUAGUAUUCUCUCACGCAGAGUCAUUUAUUUAGGAAAGUUUUUAUUUUGAAUUUAUUAUAGUAGACCCUAAAAACUGUAACCCUAAAUUUCACAACCCCUAUAUAAUAGCCUCUAACCCUCCUGAUUUUGCACAAAACUACUCUAUUACUUUACUCUCUUACAGUCCCCGGUUCUUCAGCAGUCAAUAAUGAGACCUCAGAUGGCAAGAGGACGUGGUGCUGGUCAUGGUCGUGGAGCUUUUAGAGCUCAAAAUAAUGCGGUGAGAGGUGGUCGUGGUGGUGGAGCUUUUAGAGCACAAAACAACGCGGGAAGAGGUUUAGGUGUCCGUGGUCGGGGUCGUGGUGGUGGCCGAGGCGGGGCCAAUCAUCGUGGAGGGAUGAGAGGUGGAAAUAAGGCAGUGAUAAUUCCGCAUAGACAUGAAGGAGUGUUUAUUGCGAAGUCUAAAGAUGAUGCUCUGCUUACUAAAAGCAUGGUCCCUGGUGACACUGUAUACAAUGAGAAGCGCAUCUCUGUUCAGAAUGAAGAUGGGACCAAAGUAGAGUACAGGGUUUGGAAUCCUUUCCGAUCCAAGCUGGGGGCUGCAAUUCAGGAGGGUAUUGACAAUAUAUGGAUUGCACCCGGUGAUCGAGUUCUCUACUUGGGAGCUGCUUCAGGAACCUCCGUCUCUCAUGUAUCUGACAUUGUUGGACCUACGGGAGUUGUGUAUGCAGUGGAAUUUUCUCAGAGAAGUGGGAGGGACUUGGUCAACAUGGCUAAAAAGAGAACAAAUGUCUUGCCCAUCAUUGAGGAUGCUAGACAUCCAUCAAAGUAUCGAAUGUUAGUUGGCAUGGUAGAUGUCAUAUUUUCAGAUGUUGCUCAGCCAGAUCAGGCAAGAAUAUUGGCUUUGAAUGCAGCUUAUUUCCUCAAAACAGGAGGUCAUUUUGUGCUGUCAAUAAAGGCAAAUUGCAUCGACUCCACCAUGCCUGCUGGCAAAGUAUACGACAGUGAAGUUGAGAGGUUGAGGGCUGAUCUGCUGAAGCCUGCAGAGAUGGUGACAUUAGAUCGAUUUGAGAGAGACCAUGCCUGCGUCGUUGGUAGUUACAGAGUGCCAAAGAAACAAAAAACUUCUGCCUAACAACUGUUGGAGGUUCAACGCUUGGAUAAACACUUCCUCAGCCAUUUAGCUUAAAAUUUAGAAUUAUCUCUCUGGGCUUUGCCCUUUCAUUUGAAGAGUUUGUCGGACUUAUUUUUAUCUAGACUUGUGAUUGGACUCAUUGACUACUAUUAAAUACUUUUA